Molecule: messenger RNA, 1263 nt
Organism: Epithele typhae
Lineage: Eukaryota; Fungi; Basidiomycota; Agaricomycetes; Polyporales; Epitheliaceae
Exons: 8
Coding region: 1-1263 (420 amino acids)
Source: RefSeq, a predicted model, not a curated record
AUGGACGUCCUGCGCGGCCGGACGCAACCGUCCGAGGGUGCGGCGCUGGCGUCGGGCGCGACCGGUGUGGUGCGCGAGCCCGUCACUUGGGAGCGUCACCGUGUCACGUCAUGGUCCCCAGGUGCGAGCGGGCUUCGGCGUGAGGCAAUCGGACGCCGGCGCGUGGACCCCAAACUUGCCUCCAACCCGCCGCGCGGAUGUGCCUUGAACAGACUACGUGAGACUAAUCCGUACGUUGAUGAGAUACGCUUGCCGGCGCGGUCAUCACACCCGGUACACGGCACACCCGUGACCUCGAGGGAGCGAGUUUUCACGGGUACACUCAGUCGAGAACUUGAACUUUCAAAUGGCAACGUGGAUCACAUGAGACCUAGUAAAAACUUGGCUACACUUGUGCCCACUGCCAUCCGGUGCACAUACCGCCGCGCGCGUCGUCGUGGACACAGCACACAGGACUAUGAACCACGGCGCACACAACACAUCAGAACCGCGUUCAACGUUAACCCUUCCACUUCGCCCACAUUCUCCGCUCGUCACGUGUCCUACCUCCAGCCUAUUGACUAUCCUACCGUCUACGAGGUGGACAAGCCGAAUCAACGCACCAUUCACAAUAUGGCCUCGGUUGAAGACGCCUGCAGCGGCGAAGCAUAUAGUGAAGCCGAACCACUGUGGCACGGCAACAAACAGUUCGAAGAUUGGCAGCCGGUGCCCAUCCUAGAGCCCGAGCUGUACUAUCUAGAGGCCGAUCGCGACAAGCGCACACGCAAACCUCCCAUCUUCCGGUAUGCGUGGAAGACAACUCGCACUCAUUUGAUGUCCGUAAUGCUUGCGAAAUUCCUCAAACAUGUCAUGAAGGUUAGGGUCAGCAAGAACAACAACCUGCAGGGCCAGAAUGAACACCAUCACGACUUCGUCCGGCUUCCAGACACCCCAUUGGACGGCAUGUGCGCCAGCCUCGUGAGCACCUUCCACGAAGGGAAUAUACGUAACGCUAUUUGCGAAGCUAUUGGUGUGUCGGACGAACAGACGGAUUUGUUGGAUGUGAGAAUGGUCCACUGCAUAGUCGGCCCCGAUGGCGUUGAACCAGACCCAUGGGUUCUGCAAGUUGGGACGAACUACCGCGGUAUUAUUCCGAAGAACUGCAUUGAAGCCCUCAAGGAUUUGUUCGCCAUGGAGGGGGAUCCCUUAUGGCACCUCGAUAUGGUUGUGCGUUCCUGGCAGCAGGUUGAUAUGAAGCCACAAGCCUCAGACGACUUCUUCUGA